Messenger RNA from Ipomoea triloba (trilobed morning glory), 1962 nucleotides. RefSeq lists its product as uncharacterized. NCBI's taxonomy places the organism in Eukaryota, Viridiplantae, Streptophyta, Magnoliopsida, Solanales, Convolvulaceae. Gene Ontology annotation, biological process: proteolysis. The transcript is spliced from 10 exons. The coding region runs from base 568 to 1815 and encodes 415 amino acids. The record is from RefSeq and is a predicted model, not a curated record. Gene Ontology annotation, molecular function: cysteine-type peptidase activity.
GAGUGAGGAGUUCCAGGAGCGGAGUAAAAAAGCAAAGGAAAGGCAGGAAUGCAAUAAGCAUCCACACUUCUUGGGUUCUGCUGGAUAUGUGGGCAAACGAUCGGAGUGGAUGAUAGCAGACCCUCUAUCUUCACAAUCCUCUUGUGCUUCUGUUAGCUCAUCAUUACUGUCCAGUGAUCACAGUUAUGAUUGGGUACGCGCAAGACUUAAAAGUCAGAAGAAGGAAGUUAUUACAUUCCGAAUGAGAGUACAGAGGAGGUGUUUCAUAAAAUUAUAGAAAAAUGUGAUGAAGUUAGUCAAGGCACAUUUCAACCGAACAAAUAUGAUGACAUACUGACAUCGGCUCUUGGUACAUCAGAGGAAAAACGUGGCCAUGAUACUGUGAGAGGAAUUGGUUCAUACUCGAGUAUCAGACAAGUUUUUGGUAAACCAGAGCAGAAACAGCACACAUCGGGUGGAGUUACGCCUACUCCUGAGGUAAAGACGUUGUUGGAACAGUGUAGGCAAGCUACAUUGUUAGAGAUGCAACCCAAGAUUGACAUGCUCACUCAGAAACUCAAUAUAUAGAUGAAGAACAUGUCAAGCUCAAGCCAAUGUCCACAAGGAGUUUCAGCUGACACUCCUCAAAGUGUUUUUGUGCCUUGUGAUAUACCUCCGACCCGAAGCAGCUGUCAUUCGGUUGAUGCAUAUCCAGUAACCACAAUUAAGAGCAAAAAAAAGUGUUACCUUGCACAAUGUGGUCUCGAUGGCAAGAUGUUUGUGGUUGCACAGGGUACGGCUUACCCAACUACAGCUGAGACCACAGUGCAUAAUCAGCCGGUGUUACCUAACCAUGUCAAAGUCAUGGCAGAUGAAGUGGUUAUUGGUGCAGAGGAUUGUCCUCUCCCCGUGCCAGUGUUGCAGUAUAAGACUUUGAAUGAUGUUGUUGGUACUUACACACAAUGGCUUAUUCAUUUAGUUCUGUUGGACGAGGCAAAUGUCAAAAUAAGGUCACCAAGACAAAAUAAGCCCAUAAGAGACCCAAGUGUUGAUCUAUCUGCUUCUGCUACUCGUAGACUUGGCCCAAUUGUAGGUGAAAAUGUGUUUAUGCUUUUGGGGAAAAACUGCAAGCGGCUAGUCAAGACCUUGACAUCAUUUUCUGGUGACAAGGAAUACCUUGAUGUGGAUUUGGACCCGACAGUCUUCCAUCAUGGAAAUGUCAAUGGUGUUUUUGUGAUGUUAGAGGACAUCAAGGAUUUGCUAACAAUGAAUUGGUUAGAUGUCUCGGUUAUACAAGUGUUUAUGAUGUUUUUGAAUAGUCUGUGUAAGCAGUUUGGAGUAGCAUCGAUUGGGUUUGCAUGUCCAACACAAAUUUCAGCGGAUAUGGUCAACAAAAAUCCUGAAACUGUUACAUCAUAUUUGAUUCAUGUUAUGGACACACAUAAAGAUCAACAAUUCAUAUUGGCACCGUAUCAUCAAGAGAAUCAUUGGUUGUUGAUCGUGAUUUGCACCAACUUAAAAACGGUGUAUGUAUUUGAUCCUUUGAAAUGUGGGCGCACUCUUGAAGUCAAACCUAGUAUGAAUAUGGCAUUUCGAUCCGUUCCAACAAAUGGACGGGGUGUUAGAAGUAUGACUUGGAAGGAAUGCAAGUGCCCACAACAACUCGGAGGUUUUGAAUGUGGAUACUACACAAUGCGAUUCAUGUAUGAUAUCGUUACCAAGUGUUCAAUGCUUGAUCGUUUAGAUACGGCAUUGAAAGAUACCACAUACUCAAUGAAUGAAAUAGAAGAAGUUCGAGAGUUGUGGGCAAAAUAUUUUCUAGAAGAGUGCGUUUAGACUUUAUUUCGUUUUAUAAACAUGAUUAUCUCUAUUGUUAUAUUGUGAUGCAUGUUGUUUUUUAUUAUUAAUUGUGAAAGAUAUUGUGAAUUGUGGUGAUGUUUCAAUGUGUUGGUGGAUGGUAAUGUUUGUGUUGGUUUUAAAUAG